CCGAGUGCGGUCUCUGUGUGGGGAAUAUUCAUCCAAGUGCAUCGUUACUAUUUAUUGAACAAAUAUCAAAUAUCUAUCCGCGCACCAUGGGCUGCAAUCUCUGCUUUCUGGUCACUCUCAUUCUUGUGUUCGGUUAUAGUUUCGGCCAAGAGCUGCCUCCUGUGGCCUGUCCUGAUAACUUUGCCUAUCUAAAACUCGGCGAUCGGUAUGUGGGACAGGUGUCCGUAGUCCUGAAUGGAUCCUAUACAGAAAACAAUCUGAAAGUCGAGCUCACCGUGCGGGGUGUGAGUGCUCUGAAAAACGUGGGAGAAAUCCAGGUAUCGGACAGCGGAGUCACCGUGAGAGAUAAACUAAUAAAAAAUGAGAAAAUCAAUUUCCAAAUGGACAUGUCCUCCAAGGACGUGCUGCCCAAGGUGCAGAGGAUCAUUGUCAACGGAGAAACCAUUUGCCAAGAUGUCCCGUAUGAACCACCUUUCACAUUGUUUACCAGAACAAUGAACUUCUAUACAAAAAGUCCGAUUCUGGCCAAGGACAAGGGAGAGGACAUCUUGGGUACUAAUUAGCAAACAAAAUAGUACGACCCAGACGGAAUAUAAAUAAGAAAUAAAUAGUAACUUUAUCAACACUUAAGUGGGGAAUUUGUGGCACCAACUAGGCUAAGGCCUAAAAAUAUAUAUUGUUUUUAAUU
Molecule: messenger RNA, 688 nt
Organism: Drosophila serrata
Lineage: Eukaryota; Metazoa; Arthropoda; Insecta; Diptera; Drosophilidae
Source: RefSeq, a predicted model, not a curated record